This is a messenger RNA of Pteronotus mesoamericanus, 900 nucleotides long. Its product is annotated as syntenin-1-like. Gene Ontology annotation, molecular function: syndecan binding. Gene Ontology annotation, cellular component: plasma membrane; cytoplasm. Lineage: Eukaryota; Metazoa; Chordata; Mammalia; Chiroptera; Mormoopidae. Gene Ontology annotation, biological process: positive regulation of transforming growth factor beta receptor signaling pathway. The record is from RefSeq and is a predicted model, not a curated record.
CCUGCAAAAAUGUCUCUAUACCCAUCUCUUGAGGACCUGAAAGUAGACAAAGUAAUUCAGGCUCAGAGUACCUUUUCUGCAAACCCUGCCAACCCAGAAAUUUUGUCUGAAGUGUCUGCUCCCAUCUCUCAAGAUGGAAAUCUCUAUCCUAAAUUGUAUCUGGAGCUUUUUCAGUACAUGGACCUAAGUUUGAAUGAAGAAGAAAUACAUGCAAAUAUGGGCAUGGUCCCUGGAGUACCAACUCAGGGGCAGUUGGUAGCAAGACCUUCUAGUAUGAACUAUAUGGUGGCUCCUGUAACUGGUAAUGAUGUUGGAAUUCAUAGAGCAGAAAUUAAGCAAGGGAUUCGCGAAGUCAUUUUGUGUAAGGAUCAAGAUGGAAAAAUUGGGCUGAGGCUUAAAUCAGUAGAUAAUGGUAUAUUUGUUCAGCUAGUUCAGGUUUCUCCAGCCUCAUUGGUUGGUCUGAGAUUUGGGGACCAAGUACUCCAGAUCAACGGGGAAAACUGUGCAGGCUGGAGCUCUGAUAAAGCGUACAAGGUGCUCAAACAGGCUUUUGGAGAGAUCACUAUGACUAUUCAUGACAGACCCUUUGAACGCACAAUUACUAUGCAUAAGGAUAGUACGGGACACGUUGGUUUUAUAUUUAAAAAUGGAAAAAUAACAUCCAUAGUAAAAGACAGUUCUGCAGCCAGAAAUGGUCUUCUCACAGAACAUAACAUCUGUGAAAUUAAUGGACAGAGUAUCAUUGGAUUGAAGGAUUCUCAAAUUGCAGACAUAUUGUCAACCUCUGGGACUGUAGUAACUAUUAUAAUUAUGUCUGCUUUUAUCUUUGAACGUAUUAUUAAACGGAUGGCACCAAGCAUUAUGAAAAGUCUGAUGGUCCACACCAUUCCUGAGAUUUAG